Culex pipiens pallens (northern house mosquito) is the source of this 2650-nucleotide messenger RNA. RefSeq lists its product as uncharacterized. The coding region runs from base 1308 to 2636 and encodes 442 amino acids. The record is from RefSeq and is a predicted model, not a curated record. NCBI's taxonomy places the organism in Eukaryota, Metazoa, Arthropoda, Insecta, Diptera, Culicidae. The transcript has a single exon.
UCAUUUCGGUUUUAUUUGUGAAUAAUCAAGAUACAAUAAGUUCUUUUGAGGUACAUUACAGAGUUUUGGAGUUCCUUUCAGCUGUGUGUUACAUCAUAAUCCAUUUUGGAAACAUUUAUUGCUUGUAAAUAAAGGUCACCAAGAGUAAGAAAAACUAAGAAAAAAACUUACUAAAAUUGCAUGGGAAAGGGGAUAGAAAUAGAGAAAGCAUAAGACUAGAUCAAAGUUUUUCACCCUUAUAGAUGUGCUUGAUCAUCAGCUCCCCAAGGGCCAGGAAUUGCUCCGCCUUGUUACGGCAGGUCCGAAACCGCGUCAUCAUCACCCCUGCGAAAGCAAAGAACUCUGGCAGGGUAAAGAGAUCUUCCCCGGUGACUUCUUGCUGGGCCGCAUUGCCGCUACCGGCAGCGACCACGCUGGCGAACGAUCGCCCCCAUCCAGGAGGGAACGCUGAGUUGUCCGCUGGAACCGUACGAUGACCAGCUGCCGGCACGGUUACGCUCGUGCUUCGCUGAGGAGGGUGGGACGCUGCUGCUUUCUUCUUCCUCUUUUUCUGCUCCACGAGGUAGUUUUUCGAUGCGCUGCAUCCACGGUAGUUGCUGGUAUGGUUACCUCCACAGUUGGCGCACUUUGCUCUGCCUUGUCCCCCAAGUCCGCCUUGCACGACAGUGCACACGCCUCAGAGAGGUGUGAUUCACCGCACUUCAGUAGAACCGCCAGUUUACCGAAAAACCGUCUAACGCUUUAGUUCGCCAGGUCUUGAAUUUUGACGGUGCCGCGGUCGAAGUACAAUAGGUAGAAGGUGUGUGUACCUGUGACUGUUGUCUUCCGCGAGAGGACUUUUAUGUCACGCGGCGUUAUUCCAGCACCCGAGAGGUCCUUCUUGAGGUCGGAGAUCGGGCGGUCUUGGUACCCCUGCAAGACGACCUUAACAGCUGUCUUCUGCACGGGGUCGAAUGUGUAAAACUUAAAGUUUUUACUCUUUAAUUUCUCCACAACCAGGUCGAAGUUCUUUUUGUCGAAUGUACAUUUGUAGUAGUACUGUAGUACAGUGUAGACGCACUUUUAUUGUGUAAACAAAAAUUGUCUAAAAAUUGAUGUAAAAGGUGGCUUUGAAGCUUAGUUUUUGGACUCAGGUGUGAAUCGUGAUUGAUUCUCGCGACCGGUGUAGUUAGUGGUUCGCGAAACGCAUGAUUAAUCGGAAAAAGUGAUAAGAAAAAUUGCGAAACAAACGGAGAAACAAGAAGCCAGGCAAAGUGUUUGGUGUGCUUGUAAUAGUGUGGCCGAAGGGCCAGCUAUAAAUCUGCACCAUGUCUACGAGCGUGCAGUGUAGUGUUUGUUCCGCGGCUAUCAAAGAAGGGAACGAAAAAAUUUAUUGUUUUGGACCGUGUGGAAAGAUAAUGCACCCAAAAUGCUGUGGUGAAAUAAAUAUGGAUGGAAUCAAGGCAAUGCAAACAAACAGAGGCCUGAAAUAUUUUUGUCAUGAUUGCAGAAACUCUCAAUGUGAUUAUAAUAAUGUGCUGGGAAUUUGUAAUAGUAUUUUGACAAAGGUCAACGAAACUGAAAAAAUGAUGAAAAAAGAAAUUACGGAACAAAUAAGGGAAUAUACUAAAACAGCAAACGAGGCGAACGAAAAAGGAUUUGUAUUGCUAAAAGAUUAUAUUAUGAGUGAGAAUAAAAAACUGGAAGAUAAAUUGUCUGCCAAAACCAACACUAGUGGGAGAAAUAGGAAAGAAGAAACAUCGCUCUCUGGCCCAAGUGGAAACACUCGCUCUCAAAGUAAACAAAAAACGGCAAAGGCUGGUGAGACGGGUAGCGUGACGCAGAACUAUGCUGAGGUUCUAAUAAACGGUAGAAAGGAAAGUGAAAUUGAUCAAAAUAGGGAAAUCCCUAAAGAAAAAGAGACUGUGAUUAUAAUUAAACCUAAGGAAGGGGACCAAUCGGCAAAAAAGACCAAGCAACAGUUGAAAGAAAAAUUAAACCGCACUGAAAACCACAUUCUAAAUGUGAGAGAGGGCAGAAAUGGAACUGUUAUACUGGGUGUCUUGGAUAACGUGGAAAGUGUAGCUAAAUCAGUCCAGGAAAAAUGUGGAGAACUCUUCAAUGUGACCGUUCCAAAACCAAAAAAACCAAGACUGAAAAUAGUAAAAGUGGCUGAAGAGCUUAAUGAAAAAGAGUUAAGAGAGGCCCUCAUUGAACAAAACGACGUAUCUGAUGAUAUAGAACUGCGAUUAGUGACAAGUUUUAAGAAUGGUCUUGAUGAAUACUGUGUGUGGACCUACAUCAUUGAAGUUGAUUCUUCUUCUCAUGAAUUUUUGCUUGAAUUAGAGAAGGUGAACAUAGGAUGGGAAAGAUGUAAAAUAGUGGAAUGCUUUGGCAUUAUUCGAUGUUUUAAGUGUUGUUGUUAUGGCCAUAAAAGUAAUGAAUGUAAGAGCGAUAGGGAGGUUUGCUCCAUUUGCGCAGAAAACCACAGAACAAAUGAAUGUAAAUCUGAAAUAGAAUGUUGUGCUAAUUGUUCGACAAUGAAUAGAAUGAGAGGUUUAAAAUUAAGCACAGAUCAUGUUGCAUUUAGUCGUGAAUGUCCUGUCUAUAAAAGACAAGUAGCCCGCAAACGCCAUCAAAUUGAUUACACUCGAUAGCAAUCAACGAAAAA